This is a messenger RNA of Exophiala spinifera, 1149 nucleotides long. RefSeq lists its product as uncharacterized. Lineage: Eukaryota; Fungi; Ascomycota; Eurotiomycetes; Chaetothyriales; Herpotrichiellaceae. The transcript has 2 exons. Gene Ontology annotation, molecular function: electron-transferring-flavoprotein dehydrogenase activity; flavin adenine dinucleotide binding. The coding region runs from base 1 to 1149 and encodes 382 amino acids. Gene Ontology annotation, cellular component: cytoplasm. The record is from RefSeq and is a predicted model, not a curated record.
AUGUCUACGCACCAGAUUGUCAUCAUUGGCGCCUCCUUCGCCGGCCUCACUGCGGCUCAGGGUCUGUUGAAGACCGUUAUCCCAUCUCUGGGUGGGAAGGACAAGUACAAGGUUGUCCAGAUCGCCCCCAGUGAGGACUUCUACUGGAAGAUUGGUGCCCCCCGAGUCAUCGCGAACCCCAAGUCUCUCCCUCUCGAGAAGGCCCUUCUCCCAAUCGCCCCCUACUUCAACAGCUACGGCCCUGAACAGUACGAGUUUGUCAAGGCCUAUGUCACCUCGAUUGACACUGCGACCAAGACCGUCCACACGAGCACGUCUGCUGCCAUCCACUACGACUCUCUCAUCAUCGCCUCUGGCACCAACUUCAACACCCCCCUCUGGACAGUCACAGACGGCCCCGAGGCCCUCAAGGCCGCCCUAGAUGAAGUCCACAGGAAGAUCCCUGAAGCCAAGACCAUUCUGAUUGCUGGUGGCGGCGCUGCUGGCGUUGAGACGGCAGGCGAGUUCGGUGAGACAUACGGAAAGACGAAGGAGAUCACCAUUCUUUCCGGCACCACCGGCUUGUUGCCGAGACUUCAGAACAAGAAGAUCGGGGCUGAUGCUCAAAGCCGACUUGAGAAAUUUGGGGUCAAAGUCGUCAACGACAAUGUCAAGGUCGUCGAGCACACCAAGGAAGACGGCAAGGAUGUCUUGAAGCUAAGCAACGGCGAGACCAAGACGGUCGACAUCUACAUCGAUGCCACAGGUGACAAGCCUAACAGCAAGUUUGUGCCUCAGGAGUGGCUCAACGAUCGCAAUCAAGUCAAGGUUGACCCUCACACGCUUCGUCUGGACGUUCCUGGCGUCACUGGUGUCUACGGUUUUGGCCCCGUCGCUAGCUACUCAGAUGGUGCUGCCAUUGACAUUAGCUUCGCAAAGGGCGCUUUCUUGGAAACCCUCAGAUCGGACCUGUCAGGAGCCACUCCCGGCCCUCGCACCAAGAAGAUCUACAAGAAGAUGACAAGUGACAUGCAGAUCGUGCCCAUUGGCUCCCAAGGCGGUGUUGGCGUUCUCUUCGGCUACAAAGCGCCCAGCUUCUUGGUGAAGAUGGCCAAAGCGAAGGAUUACAUGAUUGGCAGGGCUGUUCAGACGCUUGACGGCACUGCCUGA